AUGGUCGCAUCUCUACCUUUUAAGCUUGUCAACGACAGCAGUUCGGACAAUGUCUGGGCCUAUAUCACAGGCAUCAACAUUGCUGAUGGAAGACGUGUACUGUUACAAGCAGAUGGCAAGACUCUCUACUUUCCAGAGAAUCCGCCUGCAAUUGGAUCACCACUAGCUGAAGAUUGCGCCAUUCCACUCGGAAAGCCAGGAAACACCGUCACCGCUACGGUGCCUCAGAUUGCUGGUGGCCGUGUAUGGUUCUCGAUACACAACAAGCUAAACUUCCUGUUGAACCCUGGACCAGCUCUUGUCGAACCCUCUGUACUCAACCCUAGCGAUCCGAAUGCAAAGGUGAACUUCGGCUUCUGCGAGUUCACUCUGAAUGACGCUCAGCUGUACGCGAAUAUCAGCUACGUCGACUUUGUGUCCAACGCCCCGAUUGCCAUCACUUUGGAGAACUCGGCUGGCGCGGUACAGCAUGUAUCAGGCAUGGCUGAAAAUGGUCUUGAAGGAGUGUGCGCCGAUAUGAGGGCUCAGACACAAAAAGAUGGAAAACCAUGGGACAAACUGAUCGUUCAGGAAAACGGAAAAGACUUCCGCGUUCUCAAUCCUUCUCAUGGUGAUGCUGUCGGAGCCAACUUUGCAGGAUAUUACGAGCCCUAUGUCGACGAAGUCUGGAACUACUACAGCACUGAUUCUAGAACGUUCACGCUCAACACUCAGGCAGGUCCUGGUGUCCUUGAUGGCAAGGUCUCGAACAACCAAUUACUUAUUGGCCAGGAAGCUUUUGGAAAGCCGAACACAGCAGACAUCUUUGGAUGUAAUAGUGGUCCCUUUACCACUGGACCAAACCCAACUCGCAACGCCAUUAUCCCUCGUCUUGCUGCUGGCUUCGUGCGUACUACUCUGGUCUCUCAGACUCAACAACCAUCGAACCCCUCCACCUAUUACCAGACUGAUCCCACUGACCACUACUGUCGUAUCGUGCACGAACACAAUCUCGACAAGAAAGGCUAUGGAUUUGCGUACGACGACGUGCAGCCGGACGGAGGCGUAGAUCAGUCGGGCAAAGUCAACGAUGGUUCACCUGCUCUNUUCACGAUUGCUGUAGGGGGCAGACAUGCUUACGCUGGAGAUGCACCUCCCGCUUCAGCUAACAAGGUCGCAGAAGAACAGGCCGAGCCUGCACCUGUGGCCGAAUCUGCUCCUGCUCCUGCUCCUCAAGAGAAUGGACAGCAACAGCCAAUGCAAGAGAGUCGUCCAUCGAUCCCACAGCGUAAGAGCAGUGGACUUCGUGGCAAGCUUAGUGGCUGGAAGAAGAAGUUCUUACAGUAG
Molecule: messenger RNA, 1326 nt
Organism: Aureobasidium musti
Lineage: Eukaryota; Fungi; Ascomycota; Dothideomycetes; Dothideales; Saccotheciaceae
Source: the annotation of a GenBank genome assembly